GAUCACCAUCAUAUCAGUUAUUGAAAAGAAAUUGACAGUACCCAAUCGUGAUGGUGAAAAGAAUAAACAAAUUCGUACUCCAUUAGAAGAAGUAACGAGAUCUAAAAGAACCUACAAAUUAUCACAUUGUUAG
Messenger RNA from Funneliformis mosseae, 133 nucleotides. Lineage: Eukaryota; Fungi; Glomeromycota; Glomeromycetes; Glomerales; Glomeraceae. The record is from the annotation of a GenBank genome assembly.